CCCCCUGCGCGUGGGAAGUAAUCAUUCAAUCAGCCUCAUUAGCCUCUGGUCCGGGAGCAAUUCGGCUCGUGACCUUGCGCGUUUAAUUGAUUAUUAGUAAACGUUUAUUGGUUUUGACUAAUAUGGAUGAAGACUGUGAUUUAGCGGAAGAGUUUGACUGUCCGAGCCUUCUGUGUGAGGAACUGGAGGAUCUGGAAACAAAGAAUGAUCAAGGGAGGAUGAGGAGGAGGAGAGAAGGAGAGGAGGAAGUUUAUAAUCAGAGGGAGGAUGAAGAGGCAGGAGAGGAACCAGAGCGAGAUGAGAAGGUGGGGGAGGAGGAGAAAGAUAAGAAAAAGUCUGAGAGGGAACUUGUGGCAGCAGAGGGAGAGGAGGAGGAGGAGACGCAGACGAAGGCAGGGAGGAGGCUGCAAGAGGUGGAGGCACACGAUGUGCAGAUGGAAGACGACGGGAUUGAGAACAACAAGGAAACAAUUUCUGAGAAGCCACCGAAUAAAGAAACAAAACGUUUAGAGGAGAAAGAGGAGCAAAAGAAGGGUAGGAAGAGAAGAGGCAGGAAGCAGAGUGACCGAGUGAGAAACAGGAGAGGAGUAAAAGAUGUUGGUGAGAGGCUGGAGGAAAAAAAGAAGAACCACACACGGGAUGUGUCAGCGAUGAGCUCAGAGGAGAGCUCAACUCUAUCAGAGACUCCAUUUGGACUGAUGAACAGCUCUGACCUGUCCGACCCCAUCUACCUGGGUUGUGGGGGCACAGGGAUGUAUUGUCCCCCAGUUCCCAUUCCCAUCCUGUACUCUUCACAACCCCCAGUCCCGAUUCAACCUGCACCACCUCAGCCCCAAGGGACAAAAAGGCCUCGUAGCCCCCUCCUGACUCACGGUCUCCCCCAACAGGGCCCACAGCCUGUUGAGAUGGAGAUAACCCAGGUUUACUCCACCCGACGCUCCAUCCGCUACAGCACCAGGGGCAGAGGACGGGCCCUCAGUUUCCCUUUAGCGGGCUUAGAGACUGUGGACAGCUGCCUGCUGCCCCCUGCACCGAAGAAGAAAACACGAACACUCUACAGCACUGAUCAGUUAGAGCAUUUAGAGGCCCUGUUCCAGGAGGACCACUAUCCUGACGCAGAGAAGAGGAAGGUCAUUGCAGCUUCAGUUGGAGUCACACCUCAGAGAAUUAUGGUCUGGUUUCAGAAUCGCAGGGCUAAGUGGAGGAAAGUGGAACGCUCCAUCACAGCAAAGGUUGAACACAGACAGAGUAGAGUUGGAUGCAGCAGCCCCCCACAUCCCCACAUCAAUCCCAUACUGGAGCCGAAUAGUAAGGGGGCUUCCUGUCACUUUCCUGGUCACUUUCCUGGUCACUUUCCCACCAAACUGCCCCAGCUUGCCCCUACGGCACCUCCUUUCAGGACCUUGUCUAACCAGAAUGCAACCUCCUCCUACAACAGCCUGCUGGCCAGCCCAGGUCGAUCCAGAGUGAGAGAUGGGGGCCAGCACCAGCUUUCAUCUCAGACAGGGUUGACUGAGUACCAUCCCCGUCCCAUGCACAGCCCCCCUCCGCUGCGACGAGCCAGUCUCCCCCUUUUCUCGACGACGUACAACCCCUCCAACCACACUUCACCCCUCCUCAACACCCCAGCUCAAACCCCACCUCUGUUUCUGGAUGCUCUGGAGGGCGGCUCCACCUUGGCCCAUCGUGACACCCAGUCUCUGCAGACUGACAUCAGUACACUUUUUGACUUUGGGGAGAAGUUUGACUACCUGACAUCCAGCCAGCAGAACAACAGUGUCAACUACCCGCUUCAGACCUCCUUCCCCACCAGCCAGCCCCAGCACCAACCUCAAGCAUCUCUGCCUCGCAUGGCCUACCUCACCCCCUCCCCCUACCUCACCCCCAACCCUCCAGAUUCCAACCCUACCUCCUACCUGACCUUUGGCCCCGGGGGAAACUCCACUGGGGUGGUGACCUACUCCACUGGAGGCCAUGCCUACUUCCAGUCCCAGGGUGCUGGACAAAUCCUCCUGCAGUCCACUGCUCAUCAUGGUGGGAUCGCAGCAUACCAGUCAUUCCCGUGGGGUAAUAUGUACAACCAGCCAGCCAUUCACCAGCGUACUCAGUGCCCUUCAACUUACCCUGCCAGCAUGGGGGCUGCUAGAGACCACCAGCCACCUUCCUCCACCCACCUGCCUCCCCCUUCAUUCUACCCCCAUGGGGAUCUCGGGCUCUCGCAUACAAACUCCCAGUGCUCGUCACACACAACCACCACCACCCCCAGCAGCACCACCACCAUCCUCCCACCUGUGUCCACUCUGCGACCUUCACAUCACAGAGCAGAGAGCACACCAACCAAGGUUUCAUCCCUGUUACCUUCUCAGGUCAGCCCUGCGUCUCCAGAAAGCCCUCCAGUGCCCCCUUGUGUCAAGAUAGAAUAUGAAAGCCCCCAAGAGAUUCACAGCCACUUCCACUGUGACUUCUCACCCAUACAUUUUUGACUCCAUUGUUGAAUGCGUCUGAGGGUGUGCGUCUAAAAUAUCUGUGUAAAUACGUCCUGUGUAUUUGAGAGUGAUCUGUAAUUUCUCUCUUGUAUAUGAAUAUAGUAUCAUAUAUAUACAUAUAUAUAUGUAUGUAUAUAAGUAUAAUGUUAGCAGGCUCAUUUGGGCUGCGAUAAGUUGGGCUGGAAUAAAUAUUGUUUGUUCUGUUAAGAUUUUAUAUUUCUUUAUUUUAAUUUCUUUGCCAUGAUGCUUAGGGAGGGUGGCGUGCGUGCGUGCGUUGAUUGAGGCAUGAUCACCUCCCAACACAAAUAAAACUUGAAAUCAAGUCAGAAAGCG
Messenger RNA from Scophthalmus maximus (turbot), 2819 nucleotides. RefSeq names its product paired box protein Pax-6-like. Gene Ontology annotation, biological process: regulation of transcription by RNA polymerase II. The record is from RefSeq and is a predicted model, not a curated record. The coding region runs from base 123 to 2483 and encodes 786 amino acids. The transcript has 9 exons. NCBI's taxonomy places the organism in Eukaryota, Metazoa, Chordata, Actinopteri, Pleuronectiformes, Scophthalmidae. Gene Ontology annotation, molecular function: DNA-binding transcription factor activity, RNA polymerase II-specific; RNA polymerase II cis-regulatory region sequence-specific DNA binding.